CAAGAACCGUUUCAACUGCCGCGCGCUCUCCGGUAUCACAGUGAGAAACGUUUUGUACCUCCCGCGUGUGUUUGAGUGACUAUGCCUUCAUGUUGUUAUACUCGUGCUAAAAACAGUUUGGUGCUCGUGCUGUCGGUUAGAUUAUGAGGAAUCCAGACAGUGCUAUGUAUUUGCAUUUACCGUGCACCUCGAGCUUGCAGUUUAUUGAACUGUGGCGAAAACAGCUGGAGCGCUGUCCAAGGUGCUGAAGUCAAGAGUCGGUGCGUGCCACCGGAGAGAGGUAAGCAGAGGCGUCCCCGGGUUUGUGUCCGCGCAACUCCGGAGCUAAAAUGACACGAAAACUACUGGAUUCUGUGGCGGUGUGGGGAUUCCUCGCGUGGGAACUAGCAAUGCUGCUUAGCCUGGUGGCGUCUAAGGAACCGGACCAUGCCAGACGGGCAGUGCCCAUGUCGCCCUCAGACUUCCUGGACAAGCUGAUGGGCAGAACCUCCGGAUAUGACGCCCGUAUCCGCCCAAACUUUAAAGGUCCUCCUGUAAAUGUCUCCUGUAAUAUCUUCAUCAACUCUUUUGGCUCCAUUGCUGAAACCACCAUGGACUACCGUGUGAACAUCUUCCUGCGUCAGCAGUGGAACGACCCCCGCCUGGCCUACAGUGAGUACCCUGAUGACAGCCUGGAUCUGGACCCCUCCAUGUUGGACUCCAUCUGGAAACCAGAUCUGUUCUUUGCCAACGAGAAGGGGGCUCACUUCCACGAGGUCACCACGGACAACAAGCUGCUGCGCAUCUUCAAGAACGGCAACGUCCUUUACUCUAUCAGAUUGACGCUAACCCUCUCCUGUCCAAUGGACCUGAAGAACUUUCCCAUGGACGUUCAAACCUGCAUCAUGCAGCUGGAGAGCUUUGGCUACACUAUGAACGACCUGAUCUUUGAGUGGCAGGAGAACGGACCAGUCCAGGUGGCCGAUGGGCUGACCCUCCCACAGUUCCUUCUCAAGGAUGAAUCAGAUCUCAGAUACUGCACCAAGCACUACAACACAGGUAAGUUCACCUGUAUCGAGGUGCGUUUUCACCUGGAGCGUCAGAUGGGCUACUACCUGAUCCAGAUGUACAUCCCCUCCCUCCUCAUCGUCAUCCUCUCCUGGGUCUCCUUCUGGAUCAACAUGGAUGCCGCGCCCGCCCGCGUUGCCCUGGGCAUCACCACGGUGCUCACCAUGACAACACAGAGCUCCGGCUCCAGGACCUCCCUUCCCAAGGUGUCCUAUGUGAAGGCUAUAGAUAUAUGGAUGGCUGUGUGUCUCCUGUUUGUCUUUUCCGCUCUGCUGGAGUACGCCGCCGUCAACUUCGUCUCCCGGCAACACAAGGAGCUGCUGAGGUUCCGUCGGAGGAGGAAGAAGACCAAGGGUUGUGGAGGAGGUUCUGGAGGGCCGGUGGACCCCUGUGAGCUGGCUGAGUCCCUCCGUCGUAUUAAUGGCCUCAGGAACCCAGAACCCCUCUAUGGUUCUAUGGGGAACAUCUAUGGUUCAUCCUACAUCCGGGAGGAGGACGUGCGUGAGAGUCGAUUAAGCUUCACUGCCAUGGCAACCUCGGGCUCCGCCCCCGGCAAAGAGGGCGCUAUCGCCAAGACGACCUCUAACAAUGCCGCCACCCCUGCGGGACCCACGGCAACCGGUGCGGGGCCCACGGCAACCGGAGGAGGGGGCGGGACCGUCCCCGGGUCCAAGUCCCACGAAGAGAUGAGGAAGCUGUUCAUCGACCGAGCCAAGAAGAUCGACACCGUCUCCAGAGCUGGAUUCCCACUGGCCUUCCUGUUCUUCAACAUCUUCUACUGGGUCCUCUACAAAAUACUGAGACAUGAAGACUUCAACAAACCCUAGACAACAGCAGGAGAAGGGGAGGAUGGGGAGGUAGAGAGAGGAGAUGAAAGAGGAGAUGAGAGACACUAGGAGACUAUCUAGGUAGGGUGAGGAGGAGGUUGGGGGAAGAAACAAAGGACAGAAUCUGAAACAGUCCCAUGACCCACGUUUGCCCUCCUCCCUUUUCAGCCCACACACAAACAUACACACAUAUUUUCUCUGCAACUCAGCAGAUGUUUUGUCAGACUCUCUGG
Messenger RNA from Osmerus eperlanus (European smelt), 2107 nucleotides. It is a transcript of the gene glra3, whose product is annotated as glycine receptor, alpha 3. Bases 330 to 1874 code for a protein of 514 amino acids. Gene Ontology annotation, biological process: signal transduction; regulation of membrane potential; nervous system process. The record is from RefSeq and is a predicted model, not a curated record. Gene Ontology annotation, cellular component: plasma membrane; synapse; neuron projection. The transcript is spliced from 10 exons. NCBI's taxonomy places the organism in Eukaryota, Metazoa, Chordata, Actinopteri, Osmeriformes, Osmeridae. Gene Ontology annotation, molecular function: transmitter-gated monoatomic ion channel activity involved in regulation of postsynaptic membrane potential; excitatory extracellular ligand-gated monoatomic ion channel activity; glycine binding.